GACCGAAGCUGGGCUGGCCAGGCCUUCUGACUGGUACCAGAAGAUAGACAUAAAGGAACAGAGGAAGUCAAUGAACUCUGAUUUUCAUGACGAUCUCUUGAUAUCAGAAUUUCCUUUUUUGUAUAUGCACGUGUCUCCUCUGGUCCUAUGGAGAUGAAAAUUGACAUCCACACUCAUAUUCUACCAAAGGAAUGGCCUGACCUAGAGAAGAGGUUCGGCUAUGGAGGCUGGGUGCAGCUCCAACAGCAAGGCAAGGGAGAAGCAAAGAUGAUGAAGGAUGGGAAAGUCUUCAGAGUGGUCCAACAGAACUGCUGGGACCCGGAUGUUCGCAUCAGAGAAAUGAACCAGAAAGGGGUGACAGUGCAAGCUCUCUCCACGGUUCCUGUUAUGUUUAGCUACUGGGCCAAACCUAAGGACACUUUGGAGCUGUGCCAGUUUUUGAACAAUGACCUAGCUGCCACCGUUGCCAGAUACCCUCGAAGGUUUGUGGGUUUGGGGACGUUGCCUAUGCAAGCCCCGGAGCUGGCCGUUGAGGAAAUGGAGCGUUGUGUGAAGGAGCUGAGAUUUCCAGGAGUCCAGAUUGGCUCCCACAUCAACAUGUGGGAUCUGAAUGACCCGGAACUCUUCCCAGUCUACGCUGCUGCUGAGAGGUUGAACUGUUCGCUGUUCGUGCAUCCCUGGGAUAUGCAGAUGGAUGGACGAAUGGCCAAAUACUGGCUGCCUUGGCUCGUAGGAAUGCCGUCGGAGACCACCAUGGCCAUUUGCUCCAUGAUUAUGGGUGGGGUGUUCGAGAAGUUUCCCAAACUCAAAGUGUGUUUUGCACAUGGAGGUGGCGCUUUCCCCUUCACUGUAGGAAGAAUCGCCCAUGGAUUCAACAUGCGCCCUGAUCUCUGUGCCCAGGACAAUUCAUCUGACCCCAGGAAAUACCUUGGCUCCUUCUAUACAGACUCGCUGGUUCAUGACCCUCGGUCUCUGAAGCUGUUGACAGAUGUCAUAGGAAAGGAUAAAGUCGUUCUGGGAACUGAUUACCCCUUUCCACUAGGCGAGCAGGAGCCUGGGAAGUUGAUAGAGUCCAUGGCAGAGUUUGAUGAGGAAACAAAGGACAAACUCACAGCGGACAAUGCCUUGGCUUUUUUGGGUCUUGAGAGAAAACUAUUUGAAUAACAGAAUUAAGCACAAAAACAAACUUUCAAGAAGAUGUGUCACUUUUGUCUUUGAACAUGAAUCACACAUGUUGCUAAAAUUGUAUUCUGAAUUAUUUUACCCCCCAAAUGGAAUAUUCCCCCUCAGG
This is a messenger RNA of Acomys russatus (golden spiny mouse), 1291 nucleotides long. It is a transcript of the gene Acmsd, whose product is annotated as aminocarboxymuconate semialdehyde decarboxylase. The record is from RefSeq and is a predicted model, not a curated record. NCBI's taxonomy places the organism in Eukaryota, Metazoa, Chordata, Mammalia, Rodentia, Muridae. Gene Ontology annotation, cellular component: cytoplasm; cytosol. Gene Ontology annotation, biological process: secondary metabolic process. The transcript is spliced from 10 exons. The coding region runs from base 148 to 1164 and encodes 338 amino acids. Gene Ontology annotation, molecular function: hydrolase activity; carboxy-lyase activity.